Messenger RNA from Ananas comosus (pineapple), 5608 nucleotides. Its product is annotated as kinesin-like protein KIN-12E. NCBI's taxonomy places the organism in Eukaryota, Viridiplantae, Streptophyta, Magnoliopsida, Poales, Bromeliaceae. The transcript is spliced from 30 exons. Gene Ontology annotation, biological process: microtubule-based movement. The coding region runs from base 311 to 5344 and encodes 1677 amino acids. The record is from RefSeq and is a predicted model, not a curated record. Gene Ontology annotation, molecular function: ATP binding; microtubule binding; microtubule motor activity.
UGUCUUUGUCGAGAGGGUUAGGAGAGGCGAAAUCGGUGGUGCCCUUUGCUGAGGUUCCGCAUUUUGAGCUCAAUGAGGACCCCUUCUUUUGGAAAGAUCACAAUGUACAGGUCUUGAUACGUAUCCGACCAAUUAAUAAAGUUGAAAGUGCUCUCCAUGGUUACAAUAGAUGUUUGAUACAGGAAAGCUCGCAGACCCUUACAUGGACAGGGCACCCUGAAACAAGGUUCACUUUUGAUCAUGUUGCAUGUGAAGACACCACGCAGGUAAAUUGUUGCAGGAGAAACUUUUUUGAGUUGUUGGCCUACCAAUGGUGGAGAACUGCAUGUCUGGCUAUAAUAGUUGUAUGUUCGCCUAUGGUCAGACUGGUAGUGGAAAGACAUACACGAUGAUGGGAGAGGUUCAUGAGAUGGACAAUAGUCUUUGUGAGGAUCGUGGGAUAACUCCUCGCAUUUUUGAAUAUUUAUUUAUGCAGAUAAGGGAGGAAGAGGAGCGCCGCAGCAACGAGCAAUUGAGAUUCAGUUGCAAGUGUUCCUUUCUUGAGAUCUAUAAUGAACAAAUAACUGAUCUUCUUGAACCAUCAUCAACCAAUCUUCAGCUAAGAGAAGACAUGAAAAAAGGUGUGUAUGUUGAAAACCUCAAGGAGUGUGAUGUCUCUUCUGUCAAGGAUGUGGUUGAACUGUUGUUACAGGGUGCUGCAAAUAGAAAAAUAGCGGCAACCAACAUGAACAAUGAGAGUAGCCGCUCUCAUAGUGUCUUUACUUGUGUCAUUGAGAGCCGAUGGGAGAAAGAUUCCAUGACGCACCUCCGUUUUGGACGGUUAAAUCUUGUGGAUCUUGCUGGCUCGGAGAGGCAGAAAAGCUCUGGUGCAGAAGGAGAGCGCUUGAAAGAAGCGGCAAAUAUCAAUAGAUCCUUAUCAACGCUGGGUCUAGUUAUCAUGACUCUAGUGGAUAUAGCAAAUGGGAAAAACCGCCAUGUUCCUUAUAGAGAUUCAAGACUCACAUUUCUUCUUCAGGAUUCACUAGGAGGAAAUUCUAAAACAACAAUUGUUGCCAACGUCAGCCCAUCUAUUUGCUCUUCAAGUGAGACAUUAAGCACUCUAAAGUUUGCUCAACGUGCCAAGCUCAUUCAAAACAAUGCAAAAGUGAAUGAGGAUGCUUCAGGGGAUGUGAUGGCAUUACAGCGACAAGUACAAGAUUUAAAAGAUCAGUUGACCUACUUGAAAAAUCACCAAAUCAUCCCUAUAUCUCUGUGUUAUCCCUCUUCCAGCUCUAAGCCAAUAAAUUCAAGUGUUCUUUCUGAUGAAUUCACUUCUUUGGAAGGAAACAAAUUUGAGACAUUCAAUGACUCGAGUCUUCUACAGCAGAAGGUUAACGACCUGGAAUCUGCUUUAGUUGGCAGCAUGAGGAGAGAGAAAUUGGCAGAGGCUGAAGUCAGGAGGUUAGAGGCUGAAAUCAAGCAUAUGAAUCGAUUGGUGCAUUUGUUGGAAGACGAUGCUCAGAGAACCAGAGUAAUUCUAAAAUUGCGCGAUGAAAAGCUAAGACGAUUGGAAUUGCUUGCAGAUGACCUAGUGUCGUCUGAUGUCUACCUCAUGGAGGAAAACGUUGCAUUAUCCAAAGAGAUCCAGUUAUUACGGGAGCGAAUUGAUAGAAAUCCUGAUUUAAGUAAAUUUGCUUUGGAAAACAUAAGACUUGUCGAGCAGCUUAGAAUGCUUCAAAACUUCUAUGAGGGAGGGGGAUGGGAGGCAUUAUCAACAGAGAUUUCUCAGUUGCGCAAUUGUUUUCUUAACAUUCUUGAGGGGAAAUAUGCACCCGAUAGGUGGAUGGAAACUCAGGGCGAUGAGUCAUUAGAGGAGCUGGACAGCUGUCGGAGGCAACUGGAUGAAUAUCAAAAAAAUUAUGUUUUGUCCACUAGGGACAUUAAUAUGCCAAACUGCCUAUGCCAGCUUGAAAAGAAUCAGGAUAUUGGCAAAUUACUGGCAGAACUUGAGCAAGUUAAACAAGACAACGACAAAUUUCUUGAACUUGCGAAAGUAGAUAAAGAACAGGAUCCUGAACGAUGGAAAGAACAACGUAGUCAAUCUUCAGAAAGCAGUAGCAGUAUCCUGAUAAAUGCAGAUAAGGCAAAAUUUGAAGAAUUGCAUAAGCAGGUAUCCAUUCUGACUCGAGAAAAUUCAAAAUUUAGGGAUCUUGUUGCUGCCAAAGAGGCGGAGAUUGCUGCAUUGUCAGAAGAGUGGGAGAAGGCAAUAGUUGAUUUGUCCAGCUUCCUCUUAGACGGUUGCAAAUCACUAGAAGAUGCAUCUGAACAUAUUGGAAAUGUAGUUAAAUUAUGUCCUCAUAAGAACUUAUGGGUUAAUGAACAAUUUGAGAGGGCCGUAAAGAUGAAUAUUGAGAAAGAAAAUUUAAUCUCCGAUCUCCAAAGCAAGCUUCAUGGUGCACGGAAAACAGCACGGGAAUUGAAGACAAAGUUGGAUUCUCUGAGGGGAGCAGCUAUCGCUAUAUCAGAAGUUCAGCAGCAGGAGAAUGAUGAAGGUAAUGAAGAAUUGUUGCAUCUGAAGGAAUUAUUGCACGAGAAAGAUUCACAAAUUGAAGAACUGGAAAAUCUAGUAAAAUCUAAAGAAGGCCUUGUUGUAGAAGCAGAAAAAACAGCUGAUGCUGCUUCUCUGGUAAUUCAGAAGUUGUACGACAGGAGUCCUGCAGAACCUUUGGAUGUGGGCGAGGUAACAUCAACUUUUGAUGACCUCGAUCCGCAUUGUAAGGUAAAGCUUGAUUAUUUGUUGCAACACAUAGAAGAGAAAGCAAAGCAGGUGCCGAGCUUGCUUUCGAAAUUUGAGAAGGCUCAAGAAACCAUGGAAGAAGCUGAAAUGAUGAUGAAAGCACUUCUAAAGGCCAAUGAAGAUUCAAAACAUGAAAGAGACUUUUGGAAACAAGCAACCCAAGUGGUACUGACGGAAAAGGCUACUAUCAUUGAAGACUUGCACCGAUCUGAGGCCUUAAAUUCUUCUGUAAUACGGCAGGCUUAUGCAAAUUUAGAAGAAAUUUCUGAAUUAGCAUCCUCUAUAGAAGGAUCUUUUCAUGAAAUACAGAAGAUUAAAAUGGAGGAAAUGAAUUCUAUUUGUUCCGAGAUGGCCUCUUUUGGGCAGGUGGUCAAAAGAUGGAUAGGCGAUUUAAAAUCUUUUCUUAUUAAUAUAAUAUCAGAGAUAACGGAGAAAGAUUUUGAAUCUCACGUGCUGUAUCAGUGUCAAAUAGGGGCCUUAAUUGAGCAAAUCAAGCAUUCUAAUGUGGAUUCUUCUUCACUCAGUUGCACUCAAAUUCGGUCAAGUUCAAUGUGCAGUAAUGUGCAGCCAUGUUUAGCGGUUGAACAUGUUGGAGGCACUAAGGAGCUUCUGAAUGAAGCCAAAACAGUUCGAGACAUGGUUUCUGUAGAAUUAGAUAAUGUUUUUAUAGCAAAGCCUGAAGAAUUUGAGAAUGAAAUAGAGGAUCUUGCAGAUUAUCUAUCACUGAAAGGAGAAUUUGCUAGAAAAGAUGAUAUUAUUGAGGGCCUAUUUUUUGACCUUAGACUGUUGCAGGAGUCAACCUCCUACACAAAGGACAUGAAAGAUAAAAUUGAGGAGACAGUCGCCACUUUAAUCCAAGUUCAACACGAACUUGCAAUGAAAACUUCUCUUGUUGAGAGCAUCCUGGAGACGCAAAAGAUACUAGAAAUACAAAUUAAUGAAAGUGAAGCUGCACUGCACAGUUCGAGAUAUAAACUGGAGCAAGCCCAAAAUUUAUGUGAAGUGCUUUCUAGGGAAAAUAAAGUGUUAAGAGACUUGAUGGAGGAUGAACUUCUCAAGAAUGGCGAAAUGGAGAAGCAAUUGGAAGAGAAGAGUAAGGUUAUAAACAGUUUAGAGAGCCAAAUCCUUUUGGUUAAUUCUUCUGUAGGGGAAAGCUUCUGCUCUUCCGUUGAAGAAAUAACAGAAGAACUUAAAGCAAUCAAUGAUGAAAAAGUUCAUCUUCAAACAGAGAUAUUUGACUUAAACGGCAAGCUUGAGAUGGCAAUGACUUUAGUUGAUGAGAAAGAAGCCAUAGCUGUUGAAGCUCGUCAGGUGGCGGAGGCAAGUAAAAUCUACGCUGAGGAGAAAGAAGAGGAGGUUAAGAUUCUUGAGCACUCCAUCGGAGAACUUGAAGCUACCAUAGGUGUGCUAGAGAAAAAGGUAUACGACCUGAAAGAGCAAGUUGAAAGCUAUCAGUUGAUACGGAAAGCUUUAGAACUUGAAGUUGAAGCACUUACAGGGAGGAUUCUUUGGUUGGAAAAUUCUGGGGAAGGUUUUGUCGCAGAAGGUCAAUGUGUUGAGGGAGGAAAGAGUCAACUAUCAAGCAAACUAGAUGAUGGGAUCGCCGAACUUUGUGAAGCAAGAAAAUGCAUAGAGGAUCUUGAGAUGGAGAGUAAAUUGAAAGAGGAAGAGAUAAAGCAAUAUAAAGAUCACAUCUCAGAGCUGGUCCUUCAUUCUGAAGCACAGUCCUCAUUGUUUCAAGAGAAGUUCAAAGUAUUAGAGCAUAUGAUUUCUUCGGUGAAGGUUGAACCAUCGGCCUCAAAUCCCGAGCCAGGUGCAAAUAAAUUAGAAAAAACCUCUGCGCGCACAAGGGGGUCCAGCUCUCCAUUUCGAUGCUUAACAAAUAUGGUUCAGCAAAUGAGCAUGGAGAAGGACCAAGAACUGGCCAUGGCUAGGCUUCGAAUAGAAGAACUAGAAGCGCUUGUUUCUAAUAAACAAAAAGAGGUUUGCCAGUUAACUGCAAGAUUAGCAACAGUUGACACUAUGACGCAUGAUGUCAUUAGGGAUCUACUGGGUAUCAAAUUAGAUAUGACUAAUUAUGCUAAUUUGAUUGAUCAAGAACAACUGCAAAAGUUGUUAACAGAGUAUCAUGAACAAACAGAAAAAUCGAAAACUAAGGAUAUGGAAAUCCUAAAUCUGAAGAAGCAAAUCGAUCAUCUCAUUCAUGAAAGAAACAGCUUGAUCGAGGAAAUAGAUCAGAGGAGCGAAGAUAUACUUGCUUGUCAGCUGACCGUCGAACGGCUUCAGCAGAGAGAACAGUUGCUAUUGGCACAGAAUGAAAUGUUAAAGGUGGACAAAGCCAGUCUUCAUCAAAAGAUUAUAGAAUUGGACGAGACAAUGGAACUAAUCGCUGAAUCAAGAAAUAGCGAAGACCGUACACAAAAGCCAAGGAAUUCGGGGGGUAGUUCAGGAAAUUUUGGCAGCGACGAGUUCAGUAAACGAUUAGCUCAAUCAGAUAAGCUUCUUUCUCACGCAAGACAUGAGCUUCCUCGGUAUCGAAAAUCUAGUAACAGCAUACAACUUGACUGACAAUUAUGAAGCUGGUCAAUUCAUGCAGUCAUGGUCGAUUGAUCGAGAGCUCGCUUUAUGGCUUUGCAUAGAGCUUGUUUAUUCUCGGCGCAAAGAAGGUAUAAAAUGCAUCUCCAUUUUGCGCUCUUAGAUAUUUAUGUGUAUAAAUCCAAUUGUGUUUCUAGAUUUAAAUCUUAAUACGCACUACGAAUCUGUAUAUUCUUUUGGUGGAGCAUCGUAUGUGAGAAGAGCUAUCUCUUGUUAAUAUAUAAAUUUGGUUAAAUA